AUGACCAGUCUUGCCCUGCCUGAAUCUUCGAGGGCCCCUCGGCUCCUCUGCUGCAUGGUCCUCUUUUUUCUGGGGGCAGGUCCAGUGGCUGCUGGAGUCACCCAGUCCCCAAGACAUCUAAUCAAAAGUCGUGGGGCAGAGGCCGUUCUGAAGUGCCACCCCAUCUCUGGGCACAGCAGUGUGUACUGGUACCAGCAGACUCUGGGACAUGGCCCGCAGUUCCUCAUUGAGUAUUAUGAAAAGAAGGAGAGACAGAUAGGAAACAUCCCUGAUCGGUUCUCAGGAAAACAGUUCGAUAACUACAGCUCUGAGCUGGCCAUGAGCACCUUGCAGCUGGAAGACUCAGCUGUGUAUCUCUGUGCCAGCCGCUUAGACACAGCCCUGCAGGGUCAAUGGCUUUCUGCACUCAAACCUCCCUGA
Messenger RNA from Pipistrellus nathusii (Nathusius's pipistrelle), 420 nucleotides. Lineage: Eukaryota; Metazoa; Chordata; Mammalia; Chiroptera; Vespertilionidae. The record is from the annotation of a GenBank genome assembly.